This is a messenger RNA of Gasterosteus aculeatus aculeatus (three-spined stickleback), 1810 nucleotides long. NCBI's taxonomy places the organism in Eukaryota, Metazoa, Chordata, Actinopteri, Perciformes, Gasterosteidae. The record is from RefSeq and is a predicted model, not a curated record.
ACAUUAUGCUGUGCACUGAUGUUGCUAAUGCAGUAAACCCUCUUAGUUAAGCCUAACCUUUCACGUGCUUUGUCACCUAAUAAUGAGUCAUGUCCAUCUGGAACAACAACAAACACACGCUGAUGUUCUUUUUCUUUACAUUUCACUUUCAGUCUGCUCUUGCCUUGUGUUGUGUUGAUUAGGGUCCAUUGUCCAUUGUAGGCUUUUAAUUACAAUGAAUCCGUUUUACCUUCAUGCCUCUAAUGUCACGUUCACCCAGGUUGAACCAGCUGGCCAUCAGUCGUAAUUUCUACAAAUUUACUUGUUGUGUUGGCGCCCGGUCGCUGUCUGACAAUGUGUCAUCUAAACCCGUCCCGUCCAGCGCCACAGAGGUGGCGGGUGACCAUUUAAUCUACACACGAGACCACUUUGCAUUGCAGGAGUCCCUCAGAAAGAUCGUCGACCAGGAGAUCAACCCCCACGUGAAUCAGUGGGAAGCAGAGGGGACGUUUCCAGCCCACAAAGUUUUCAAGAUCUUAGGAAACGCUGGCUUUCUCGGGGUUAACAAAUCAGUUGAGCAGACGGACAUGGCCACCCCUGCACUGGCCAGGUUUGGUUCAGCCGAGCUAAAGGAAGAGUUCCUCCUUCCCUCCAUCGCGGGGGACAAAGUGGCCUGCCUCGGGGUCAGUGAAGUCGGAGCCGGCUCUGAUGUCUCAAGUAUCCUGACAAAGGCAGUGAAGAAAGGGGAUGAAUAUGUGAUCAACGGGGGGAAGAUGUGGACCACCAACGGUACCCAGGCCUGGAUAUGGAUACGUCUCCUCGCCAACACAAGCGACGGGCCCCCACACAGGAACAAGUCCCUCAUCUGUUUGCCCAUGCACCUGCCAGGAGUCCACAAGAUUGAGAAACUCGGCAUGUGGUCGUCGGACACGGCCGAAGUGUUCUUCGAUGACGUCCGUGUGCCCUGCAAGAGCAUCGUUGGCCAGGAAGGCAUGGGCUUCACCUAUCAGAUGCUUCAGUUCCAGGAGGAGCAGCUCUGGGCUGUGGGCAAUAUCGUGACCAUGAUGGACAACAUCAUUCAGGAGACCAUCCAGUACACCCGGCAGAGGAAGAUCUUCAAGCUGCCCGUCCUCUACUACCAAUCAGUUAACUUCAGGUUGGCCGAGCUGCAGACGGAGGUGGAGCUGCUCCGCUCCCUCCUCCACCGUGCCACAGCAUUGUACAUUAAAGGCAACGAUGUCACCAAACUGGCAUCCAUGGCCAAGUUAAAGACCGGCCGUCUGGCCAGGGAGGUGGGCGACAGCUGCCUCCAGUAUUGGGGAGGCAUGGGCUUCACCAGCGACAUGCUUGUCAGCAGAUUCUACAGAGAUUCUAGGUUACUUUCAAUUGGUGGAGGUACCGAUGAGGUGAUGCUGGUAAUCAUCUGCAAAUACAUGGACACACUAGCCAAGAAAUGAAGUCAUAAACAUCUGAUCCAGACUGACCGAUGCACGCUGCUCCAUAGCAGAUAAUGAGUCAUUUUAUUGCUAAACGUAAGUCACCUAAGUGCAGUUAUAUUAUGUGACAAACUACAUAGCAUUUUAUUGUUUUGUUUUAGGGGCAUACAUCAACAGCCUACAGUUGAAUUGUAUUAGUGUCAUUUUAUCAAGACUUAAAUCUUUUUAAAUAGACACUGCAGUGUCUGUAAAAAAAAAUUAAUUUCCACAUUGCAUGUCAUUGACUAAUUUAUAGAAAAGUUAUAGAAGUUUUAAUAUUUGCAAUGUAUUCUCUGUAUGUGUAAUCAGCACACUCAUUCUGUUAAAUUCAGAUCAUAGAAUGUGUUUAUUUACAU